Sardina pilchardus (European sardine) is the source of this 908-nucleotide messenger RNA. RefSeq names its product NSE2 (MMS21) homolog, SMC5-SMC6 complex SUMO ligase (gene nsmce2). The transcript is spliced from 7 exons. The record is from RefSeq and is a predicted model, not a curated record. Gene Ontology annotation, biological process: protein sumoylation; double-strand break repair via homologous recombination. Gene Ontology annotation, cellular component: Smc5-Smc6 complex; nucleus. The coding region runs from base 71 to 760 and encodes 229 amino acids. NCBI's taxonomy places the organism in Eukaryota, Metazoa, Chordata, Actinopteri, Clupeiformes, Clupeidae. Gene Ontology annotation, molecular function: SUMO ligase activity; zinc ion binding.
GUCAAACUACACGGAAGUUAAGUAAGCUGUAAGGCGGCAGUUGCACAGCAGGUAAGCUACGUAGGCCGACAUGACAUCGCUCAGCGCAGUGAACUCAACGCUUGCCAGUCUGAAAACAUGUCAAAAUGACAUUGGUACUGGCAUGGAUAUGGUGACGGAGGUCGCCUUGGAUCUAGUCGAGUCAGAAGGCAAUGUCAAUAGCCCAAAUUUGAAGAAACUCGAAGAGAUGAUGUUGGAGUGUGCCAAACUUGACAGGGAAAUCAACUGUUUCGUAGAAGCAGUUGAUACAAUGACUGCACGGGCGAGACAGAAUCCAGAGGCCCUGGCUCUCCUGAGCAACUCGGUGAAGACUGAAUUUGCCAGGUUAAAGCAAGGGGCGUCUGACGCAGAGCUCGGUCAACACGCCAAGGUGAUCGCUUUCAAGGACGGCAUUCAGAACUCACUGCCAGAGGCCAGCCAGCCGGAGACAGAAGCUGCAGACUUGGAUGAGGAUAUCGCGCUCACUCAAAGCCAGUUCAACUUCACCUGUCCUCUUACACAGGUUGAAAUGGUGAACCCUGUAAGGAACAAGAAGUGCCAGCACUACUAUGACCAAGAAGCAGCCCUGACUAUGAUCCAAACCAAGCAGAGGAGCCGCAAAAAGUUCAGGUGUCCUGUAGUUGGCUGCGACAACAAGGACGUGACGCCCUCGGACCUGGUGCUGGACCCCAUCAUGAAGAGGAGGAUUCAGAACCACAAGAGGCAAAAUGCAAAGAAAUAAUUUCUCUCUCUCUCCCUUGGUUCAGUUGUUUGGGUUUUAUAAUAAUAUGGAUUCAUUGUAUUGCAUUGCUUGAUUAAUUGUGUUGCAUGUUUGCUGAAGGUUGGUUAUUGCACAUAUCGUUUUUGUAAUAAAUAUUUUUUGACACAUA